Hypoxylon trugodes is the source of this 1958-nucleotide messenger RNA. Its product is annotated as amino acid transporter. Gene Ontology annotation, biological process: amino acid transmembrane transport. The transcript is spliced from 4 exons. Gene Ontology annotation, molecular function: L-amino acid transmembrane transporter activity. Gene Ontology annotation, cellular component: membrane. Bases 232 to 1887 code for a protein of 551 amino acids. The record is from RefSeq and is a predicted model, not a curated record. Lineage: Eukaryota; Fungi; Ascomycota; Sordariomycetes; Xylariales; Hypoxylaceae.
UCGGGCAGUUAGAUCAGAUGGCGUUCGGAUGUGCGCGGAUUCCUAAACGACGCCGUCAAAAUAAUAAUUAUAACGAUGGAUUCGCAUUCCCCGUGUUGAAGCUCCGAUACAUUAGGCUCUACCGAGAGUGAUUCAGAUUAGCGACGCCACGGCUGUUAUGGUCGGCUUUAAUAAUCCCUUAACUUAGAUAGAUCACGCGCGUCCACACGAUAGUCCUUCGAAUCAUAGAAAAUGUCUACUUCCAAUAGUGAAAAUAGCCCCCUUCUAGGUCCGGACAAACCUACGGAGGAUAGCGCCUCGAUACGAUCCGCUUCGAUCCGAAAACCUCCGACCGAAGAUGGCGAAGAAGACGGACCAUCGUCUCCACCUGAAUUCGGAAACAUCGAGGACGACGUUCUACCCGAAGAAUCCGUCUUAGGUCGGAAUAUUGAUUGGAAGAGUGCAUAUAUCAUUGCGAUUUCUCGUGUCAUCGGAAGCGGCAUCUUUGCGGUCCCCGGUGUCAUCUUGACAUCCGUCGGAAGCAUCGGACUUUCGCUUUCGCUAUGGAUUCUCGGCGCUAUCGUCGUGGCAUGCGGACUAACCGUCUCUCUUGAGUAUGGUUGCAUGCUACCACGAUCCGGAGGCGACAAGGUGUACCUCGAGUUUACAUAUCCUCGACCGCGAUUUUUCGCAUCGACUAUGGUCGCAGUUCAAGCGGUACUCCUGGGUUUCACGGCGAGCAACUGUAUCAUCUUCAGCCAAUACGUCCACUUCGUUUUCGACAUCGAGACCCGAGACUUUUCGAAGAAAGCCCUAGCGACCGUGCUCCUCACCGUUAUCACUAUCAUCCACGGCGUCUGGUAUAAGGCUGGUAUUCGCAUCCAGAAUUUUCUAGGAUGGGUCAAGGUCGGACUAGUCAUAUUCAUGGUAUUUGCAGCUCUCUACGUGGUAAUAUUUAGACCUGAAAAGCAGGAUGCGGAGAUUAGGCCGAAUACAGUGAAGUCUUGGGAAGGACUAUGGGAGGGAAGUGAUUGGAAUCUGGGAACUAUCGCGACAUCGCUGUUCAAGGUCUUCUACUCCUACGCUGGCCUGUCAAACCUGAACAACGUCAUGAAUGAGGUUAAGGACCCUGUCAGGACGCUAAGAUCAGUUUCGCUCACGGCUCUCGUCACUGCUUGCUUCCUUUACUUGCUAGCCAACCUGGCUUAUCUUGCAGUGGUACCAAUCGAGGAGAUCAAACAGAGCGGCCAACUAGUCUCGGCUCUGUUUUUCGAACGCACCUUUGGCCCAAAUAUCGGCAAGAGGCUUCUUCCUCUGGCUGUUGCACUAUCGGCAGCAGGCAACGUCAUGGUAGUUACAUUUUCAGUUUCACGUCUAAACCAGGAAGUUGCUCGCGCUGGCUUUCUCCCGUUCUCGAAAUAUCUAUCCUCGUCGAAACCUUUCAACGCACCAAUGGGCGGACUUAUCGUACAUUAUAUCCCUUCUAUCCUUGUCAUAAUUCUCCCACCGUCGAGCGAAGUCUAUUCCUUCAUACUGGAGGUGGAGGGAUACCCUGGUCAAGUGUUCGCACUCGCUACCUCAAUCGGACUUGUUUGGUUGCGAUAUAAACGACCGGACCUUAAGAGACCAUUCAAAGCAUGGUUGCCAGCAGUCUUCUUCAGAAUUCUGUUGUGUUUCGCUUUACUCGCGGCGCCAUUCUUUCCGCCGUCGCAUCCGAAGCCCGGCGGCCUUUUCUACGCAACUUAUGCCAUUGUUGGCGUCGGCAUACUUGCAUUCGGGGUGCUAUAUUGGUUAGUAUGGACAGUUCUAUUACCCCGACUCGGACGAUAUAGAUUAGAAGAGAAGCAAGACGUCCUAGAUGAUGGGACAGCUAUCACUGUGCUGACCAAGGUACCGUAUGUUGAGUAAUCUUACCGAGCAUUUAACGACAGGAUGUAAUGGGACACAAUGGGACGCAAUACGCAACAAGUAUUGUGCAA